AUGUACUCGCCGUUUUCGAUAUUCCACUUCAAACCACGUGAUCCGUACCGCUACCAACCGCUUCUCACGCAUAGCUCCUCGAUGGCGCCGGCUCCUCCGCGUGCCCAUCCGAUUCCACGCAUCACAAAGUGCUCUUCCGACGGAGCGGCGCCACGUCGGCUCUCGACGGACCGGCCGUUGCUGCAGAUGUCCAUGUCGCACGAGACACGUCGCAAACGGAGCCGACUCAUCCGCACGCGGUGUGUCCAAUCGGACAGUAAGAAGAGCUAUGGUACGGAAGAGAGAAUUUGUAGGAAUACAAGCCACGAGAAUUGCUGCGUAACGCAAAAAAGGCUUGCUGCGAGCGUAUGUCUACUCACUCGGCCGGGUUCCGUAAAACUCCGAAUUUCUAUAAGAGUUUUGCUGAAAUAUGUUCCCUCACUCUAUAUUAGUACGCUCUCAAUUUUUUUUUCGAAAGUUUUCGGUAUAUCGCGAGCUGCACCGCUCCAAAGUUGCCCUGUUUUUCUCGCGGUUCUCUGCUAUUUUUGGCGACAGCGAAAUACAGUGAGAUUUUGGAGUUUCAGCUCGAUUUUCCCCGUCUUUCGAUGAUUUUUUGUGUUUAACCGGUAAUUUGAGAUGGAAAUAAGUUUUAGAUGUUAUUUAUUGUGCUAACAUGUUGCUUGUGUUGCUUCUUUUCAGAAAAACUGUCAACGAAACAAGAAAAAUUCGGGCAAUAGACAAAUUAGAGGAAUAAAGAGCUCGAAGCACCGUGAAAAAUCGAUUCGUUUCAAAAGAUAUUGAACAUUGAAAACAAAAUUGAGCUGUUUUGAAAAAAAAAGAUGUUGAAAUGAAAAAUAUGGAAUGCCCCACGGUCUCCCAAGGCGCUAAUGCUAAACACAGUGCGCUCGUAAAUUGCGGAGUGUCGUUGCAACUUUUGAAAAUUUGCAGGUCUAAAAAUGCAGUUCAAUUCGAGUUUACGACCUUCAUUUCUUUCUUUUGAAAAACGCUUCUUGAAAAACGUCUAGAAAACAAUAUUUUACUUAUUGGAAACCGUUCUUUACAGAAUUUAGAGUUUUUCAUGUUCCUAGCGUCUUUUUCGCAUUUCGUCAAAACUUCAAACCUUUAUAUUUCAGCUCAUUUUGCAUUUCAUGAGCCCAACGAACGAUAAAAAAGUUCGCUGAAUCUUUCUUCACAAAAUUCAGGUUCCUGCGGUUAGUUUUUUUGAGCAGUUUUCGAAAAAUAUUCGAAAAACAUUAAAAUCCAGGCCAAAACCUUCAAAUCGAAAUAACUUUGCUAAUUCUCAACGAUAUGUGAGAUUUCUGUUACCAAAACGUAGCUAGUGCUCUAAUUAUUCGAAUCCAAGGUACCAGGCGCACAAAAAAUAGGUGUAUUGUAUAGAAAACAUGGAAAAAACGCGAACUCCCGCUGAAAAUUAAUUAAUCGGCCGCCGCGUAAAUCGACACAGUCCGCCUGUUGCAAGUGCGCCCCAUUGAAAUCAUUCGCGCCGUGGGAGACCGUGCAUUGGAAUAAAGUCUCUGAAACCUUCUUGUUCAUUGAAACAUUUGAAAGACUCAUUUAAGCAUAUAUUUUCAAAAUAAUAAUGAUGCCAAUGGGGUUCAACGGGAUUCGAUUAUCUGAAAGUCUGGGCUUUUAGGAAAAAGUUCAUAAAAAUUGUUUUUCAGGUAACACCUUGUCCAGCUCACUAUCGACAAUUCCGAUAACCGGACAGCAUUCCGCCACUCCAACGUGAGUUUCUUGCACUUUUUUGCCACGUCACAAAGGUCAUCAUUGUUUAGUCCGGCUCCAAACCGAGUGCUCGUCAAAGGACACACCGUCUCGACGUGCUCUCCGCGUUUUGGGUGAGUAAUUUUUCAACAAAAUGCUUGUUCUCACCCAACUGGUGGUGAGACCCUGAAAUCAAUGUUUGUCACAUGAAAUUCAAUUUUCGGUGUCUCGGCAUUGCUUAUCGAAUAAUUUUUCCGGGGCUCGCGCACGCAGCAGGUGGAAACUAGAAAAUAAUUUCUACUUCUUCUUUCUCCGAGAAAUACGGGUCGAAUUGGCUCAAUUUACAUGCUAAUCACAUUCAUUUUUCCUAUUGAUCUUUUCUUUCUCUCUCUCUCUCUCUAUCUCAUUUUCAGUGUCCUUUUGUUCUUCGGACUAUUGUAGGGCUAGGCAAACUUCGGCCCAGGCUUUUCAAAGUCUUUUUGAGGUCUGGACUUUUGGCCCACUUGUCGUCAUCCGAUCGGGCCUACAAGUGCAAGUGGGUCGAAAGUCCAGGCCUCGGCAGGACGUCAAAAAGCCUAGGCCGGCCUUUUGCUCAGCCCUGGACUAUUGCAAAUUUCUCAAAUGACUCCUAUGAAUCACUCACUUUCAGUCUAUUCUUGCCCAUGCUUUCUGUAAUCCGGUACAGAAAAAACAAUCCAGAGAGUGCCUCCCGACCCCUAUUUUCUUCCAGUUCCUCACGCAAUCUCCAUCAGGUGUCAAAUUUCCCCCCUCUCGUCAUUUAUUUAUAUCCAUUCUGAAGCUUUUACCGUCUCACAGAGCCCAGUGAGCUACGAGCUCUUUUCAAAUUUCAACGGUACCAAUAGUUACCCCCACGGCAUUGAUACCAAAAAUGGAUAUCGGGUCCGGCUCCGUGGUCCCUGUCCUAGCGACUGAGGCUCACCACCAUUCGACUCCUCAAAAACCUUUUUUAUGCUCCAAAAAGCCGCCAUUUCCACCCAUCAUUCCCCGCUUUUCCCAUCUCUUUUCCUUUUUUAUGGUGUGUGUGUGUUCAAGAGGGCUCUUUUGCACAUUUUUCCCGAAAAUUGCCACAUUUGCCUUUUGUUUCAUAAAAGAAAACGAAAGAAACGGCUCAUUUUCGUGAUCACAAAACCGUGAGAUUAUGUCAAAAGUCACGUUGCUUGGUGGUUCUCUCAUCAGAUUUCCAGUACUUUUAUCGCAAAUCACAUAAAAACAUCUAGACACAUUCCCUCUUCUCUCUCUCUCUCUCUCUUUCUUCUCACAUUUUCGUGCGCCCAAGUAAUGUAUUCGCCAUCAUCAUUAUCCCUUUCUCAUAUUCGGCCGUCGUCGACUUGUCGUGAAUAUUCUGCAGAUGCCGUGGGCGUCUUCGUCGGACGUGUCCUCCGAGGACGCGUUCCCGAUGCGUCUGCUUCCCGAAUUACCGCGCGCCGGCGCGUUUCAACGCAGAUCGCCGAGAAUGCCAAAGUACUCGGACACGAUUCUUCACACGUACUCGUGUCGGAAAUUGUAAGCGCAAACUGGGUGCCAAACAUGUUUUCGUUCUAUAUAUUUGGGUUUGGUCGAGAAUUUUAAUGAUCAGAAACAUGUUUUGCGGCAAGAAAACUGUUCUCAAACAUGUUUUUGUUUCAAAAGUUACAGUUACAUCACUGUUCAGUCAAAAGUUGACACAAAACAUGUUUGGAAAGAGAAAAGCUGUUGUAAAACAUGUUUUCGACCAAGAACAUAUUAUACUUGUAAAAAAGUUCUUUAAAAUGAGUACGUGGGAAUUCACAAAACCCAAAUCAUUUGUCUCUAAUUCAAAACAUAUGUAUUUCUCAACUUUAGCUCAUCAAAAAUCGUCUGAAAAUAGUGUACUCGUCGAUGCUUCCGAUCCUUCCGAUCAAGCCCCGCCCCUAUUCUCAUUUCCCCCGACACAAUCCAAUUUCCGUGUCAGACGAUUAUUAUUAUUAUACAUAUACAUACAUACAUACACUUUUGAUCACAUCACUCGCUUCUGAAAAGGGGGCAGGGCUUGUGAAGCGAGCGCAAAUAUUUCGGCGACUAGACAAGAAAAAAACUCAAUUCUCGGAUAUAUUCCAUCUUCUGAAUACAUAUAUUAUUUCUUCUGUUGUUGGUCGAAAUGGGAUUUCUGUCAAAACAACGAAAAGCGACGUCGAGAUCGUUUCGGAUCCGGCAGAAACUGCCGAACCAGCAGUCGGCUCGGUUUCGGUGAGAACGGACGUUUCGCAACUGGAAAAUGUGGUCCUAAAAUGAACAAAAGAUCAAUCCCCGGCUCAGCCACAACCUUUAUGCUCAAUUCUUUCAGGUCCACCUCAAUUCCGGCGCCGUUGGAUCGUCGUCAGGGCAGAAGUUGUGAAUUCCAUACUUCGGACGACGAUCGUCACGAUCGAUUCGAUAAUCCGAUUGCGCAGGUGAGUUCUGAACGCCACUUGGUUCUUGGGCCCAGUUUUUGAGCCCGUAUUGUGGCGCGGGCCGAAUAUACAUAGAAUGCGUUUUUUGCCGCCUUACCGGCCCGCUUUGAACUUUGAUUUCAAAGCGAGUUUUCAGCCGGCCCUUUGCAAGUAUGCUAACAAUUCCUAAUAUCAAAAAGUGCAGUGUGGGCAUUGAUAAACGCCCACGUCGCUUGGGAAAAGGUGCAUUCCGGCCAGUGGAGUUGUGUUCCAUCCAUGGGCAGUGAACAUCCAUUGGCUGUGUCUUAUCUUGUUUCCUGUCUUCCUCGAUUUCUUUGACUUUUACGACUUUAUGGCAUUUCCUGAGAUCCCUAACGAAACGACCGUCCUGCUGAUCUCGCGCGCCUCCGCGAAGAGGCCUUUUGAUCUUCCGUCCCCGUCCGACAGCAGUUGAAUCGAGUCCAAUCCCUCUAACAUCUCCACUCGUCUUUUUGCUCAAUUCCUAAAAUGCGGCCUGAUACUAGCACUGAAAUAAUCGUCCGUUCGACGUCCAUUGCUCACUCGCUUGCUCACAGGGCUGGGCAAUUGACCGGCACGGGCUUUUCGUUGGCCGGCCCUUGACCUGGACUUUUGAACCACUUGCAAUAUUCCGAUCAGAACCAAACUUUGCAGGAUUGUUGGACUUGGAUUGAGGGCCAUUGGGUCCAAGUUUCAGCCCGAUCGGAUCAUCGGGUCCCGAGAAAUGUGGAUCAUUGGCCGAUUUUUUCCAAAAAGCCCGGGCUUCCGGCCAAUUUCGGCCAAUGAUCCACAUUUCUCGGGACCAAAUAAUCCGAUCGGGCUGAAACUUGGUUCCAAUAUGCUUCAACCCAUGUCCAAGAAGCCGAUCGGAAUAUGCAAGUGGUUCAAAAGUCCAGGUCAAGGACCGGCCAACGAAAAGCCCGUACCGGCCAAUUGCCCAGCCCUGGUUGCUCACUAUUUACGGAAAAUACCGGCGACACUAAAAUGGUCAGGCUCAGACACAGAAAAAAGAUGGGUUAAGACUCAUUUCUUCUCGAUUUUCUCAUUAGACAAAGUGUAUUUAUUUGUGUCCCUCAUCCGUCCCCGACCGCAUCAAUUUUUCAUUUGCCCUUUCUCUCUCUCUCUCUCUCUCUCUUUGGCUCUCCGCGAUUUUUGCACAAUUUCAUGGCUCGACGAGCACACAUUGAUUCUGGAAAAAACGAAGAAGAAGAAGAAUUUCGGCUAUUCUUCAUCAUUUGUGAAGCAAUUGCAAUUAGUGCGUGCGCGACGAGAAAAACGGCCGAGAAAUAGGAGAUUCUGGACUCGAAUUGAACCAAUUUCCGUGAAUUCCUUCUUCCUCUCUCUCUCUCUCUCUUUCGCUCUCCUAUAUUUGCUCCCGUUUCUUUUAUAGAAAUCUUGAUUUCGAUGUUUCCAGCUCUGACCUAAAACAGUUAACUUUUUUCCCGUCUCUUUCUCUCUCCGUUCUUCUUCUUCUUCCCUUUUUGCUUUCCACAAAGUUCGCCUGAAAAAAAGUGUGAAAAUAUGAUUUCCGCAUUCAAAUUUACUUUUUCUUCGUCUUUUUCUCCUUCUUCUUCUUCUUCUUCUUCUUCUUCUUCUUCUUCUUCUCCGUUGUCGUCGUCGCCUUCAGAAUCCCCUCCUCGGCUACUACAUAUUCCGACCAGAAAAUGGACGAUUCUCCGUUGAAUCGACGAAAAACCGAACCGAAACGGUUGGCGCCGGUCGUCGCAACUAAAAACGGCUCGUUGUCCGCGAAAUCGGGCUGUCCGAUGCACCAUAGUGAGGAGGGCGGCGGAAGAGAUCGCGCGUUUUCAAUGUAUUCGGUGAGAUUCGGGGUCAGAACGAUAGAGGGACAUUUCAAAAGACAUUUACCCUAGGUUGGGUUCGAACCCUGGUCGUCAGAUUAUCGGCUGGCUGCCCUCUCGCCUGAAAUUGGCCAGUCUAUCCCCAACCUUCACAACAUGAUUUCCAUUACAAACCGCCCUAGAUUUCAAUUUCCGACAUCAUCGGCCGCAGCAACCCGAGCCAUGUGGGAAUGCUAUGUCUGGGCUCAGCAAAAUGAUCAAAAUGCAUGCGAGAAAAAGUAGAUAAGAGCGCUCAAAACGGAUCAGAAACGGGCGCCACCGCCGACAAAUGUGAAAAAGAAAUGUAGGCAAUUUUCCAAUUUGCAGGUAUCCUCGGACAUUUUGCGUGUCUCCGGCUACACUCAACAGUUCCGCAGCCUUCUGACCGCCCGUUUCUCGCCGAGAAGGGAGUCCGUUCCGAAUGUGAACAUCGAGGCCGGCGAGGACGAGAACAAGAACGGUUAG
Caenorhabditis sp. 36 PRJEB53466 is the source of this 6436-nucleotide messenger RNA. Lineage: Eukaryota; Metazoa; Nematoda; Chromadorea; Rhabditida; Rhabditidae. The record is from the annotation of a GenBank genome assembly.